This is a messenger RNA of Rotaria sordida, 362 nucleotides long. The record is from the annotation of a GenBank genome assembly. NCBI's taxonomy places the organism in Eukaryota, Metazoa, Rotifera, Eurotatoria, Philodinida, Philodinidae.
AUGUGUUUACCUCUUGAAAAAGCAAAUGAUGGUAAUACUGAUUGUCUUGGUGGUACUGAUGAACCUAAAUUAUGCCGAUCAAAUGAUUAUCAACCUAGCGAUAACAAUUUCCAGUGUAUCGGUAACACAAGCGAACUUUGUAUUAAUCCAGUAGAAUUGUGUUUUGAAAGUCGUUGUCAAGAUGGAGCUGAUGAACAAUUUUGUGAUAAGACUUGAAAUAUCACGAUAUACUCUGGUAUUUGUGAGAAAUGGUAUGAAGAUAUUCGUUCUGCUGUUGAAAAUUUCUUUUGUACACGUCAAUUCGAUGCCAAUAAGCCGACAAUGAUACAUUUUGCACUUGGUAAAUCGACGAACUCAACAAC